This is a messenger RNA of Medicago truncatula (barrel medic), 1335 nucleotides long. RefSeq lists its product as uncharacterized. The record is from RefSeq and is a predicted model, not a curated record. NCBI's taxonomy places the organism in Eukaryota, Viridiplantae, Streptophyta, Magnoliopsida, Fabales, Fabaceae. Bases 842 to 1168 code for a protein of 108 amino acids. The transcript has 3 exons.
AAAGCUCUAAGUUAUUAUGUUCAUAUCAUAAGUCCCUCUAUAGAGAUGCAAGUAUGCUCUACACUCGCCUUAGAAAUGAGCAUCUUGUGUAUCAGAAAACAUCUGACUAGUGAUCCAUGCUACGGUCCUCUUUAUUAUGAGAUGCCAGUCUUAAUUGAUAAUCUGUGCUUGAGACUUUUUCAUGCCUAUGGUUGGCUAUUUGUUGUCUCGCUUGAUUAUUCAGUUGAGGCUAAUCUCAUGAUAUGGUAGGCUCCCGGCCAGUGUGGUAUCAGAGCCUCAGCUUAAAGCGGGGGUGCAUAUGGUAUGAAUAUGAUAGAAAGAGUGAGUAAGAAAGGAAUCCACAUAUCCAUGGAUACACCAGAACCAACUUCUCAACCCAUCACUCUCACCUCAGCCUUGUCUCUUCCAAGAUCACGUAAAAAGACUGAUUCCCAUAAGAUCAUGUAUUUAUGUGAAAUUUUUCUUUACUUGACGUUAAAUUUGUUAUAUAUAGAUAAAAAAUUCUAUGUGGCUAUCUUUUGUUCCAGCUAAAUAGAGUGUGUCUGCCCUUAUUUAGACAAUGUUCCAGUUAGCAAUUAACGGUUCAUAACUCAAGGACAGAACUCAUGUCAACCAUAACUUUGGCCUCUAUUUUGACUUGAUCAAGACCCAUUUAGCAUCACAUAAAUACAUGAUUUCCAUUGAUAUCUUCCUAGUUUCCUAUAUUGUUCAAAUUUAAUUCCUUGUGGGAAGAAAAUCCCCACCCUCUUCAGUCAGGCAUUAAAAGUGCUUUAGGCAAACAUUUUAAUCAAAGAGUUGGGGCCUGAAAUUCCAAGGGUUAAUCUAACCUAUUGAAUCCCCAAUGGAACGAAAGGAGCAGAAGCCUAAGAUGUCUGUGCCACAAUUUGGAGGGUGGGAAAAUAAGUCAAAAGGAGUGCCUACUGACUACUCGAUGGUGUUCAACAUUGCGCGCGAAAACAAGAAGAAUCAUAAAACAGACUGGUCGGAAGUCAAGCGUCGUCUCAGCAUUAGCAAUGAAAGGGUUGCCACCAAUGCUACGAAUCAUCGUCAUGGUCAUGGGCACGGUCAUGGUUUUGGACAUAAUCACCAUCAUCAUUCUCAUGCAGAUUCUCCUGUCAUGGGGAGAAGUAAUGCUUUGAGUUACAUGAAUUGCUGUCUUAGGCCUUGAUAUUAUAAGAACAAAAACCACUCCUUCAUUUUUGGACUUAUGCUAUUAAAUGUACUAGGAAUCUACGACUUUGUAAUAAUAUCGCAUAUAAAUAUACGGCAAAAGUUCAUUAAUUAAAAAUGUAGUGUAUUAAAUAUCAUUUGAAGUUUUGAACUCUUUAUUGUUUA